Messenger RNA from Peromyscus maniculatus bairdii (prairie deer mouse), 5565 nucleotides. NCBI's taxonomy places the organism in Eukaryota, Metazoa, Chordata, Mammalia, Rodentia, Cricetidae. The record is from RefSeq and is a predicted model, not a curated record.
UCUGUCUCUCCAGUAGUAGUGCUUGCAAAAACUAGGAGUUUUCAAGCUUUUGCUUUUUUGGGUUGUGUGAAUGCUUCAUUCGCCUCACAAACAACCACAGAACCACAAGUGCGGUGCAAGCUUUCUCCAGGAGGACAGCAACAAGUCUCUGGUUCUUAAAUGGUUAAUCUCCGCAGGUCACUACCAGCCACCGAGAGCAAGCGAGUCAGUGAGUGCCCUAACCACAGUCUAUGCAGUAAUAUCUAAGGCUGCAAGCAGUAUUUACCACAGAGGGCACCAGCUCUAUCUGGAAGGAAAGGGAAGGACUAUGGCAUCCAACAGCCUCUUCAGCACAGUGACAGCAUGCCAGCAGAACUUCUUCUGGGAUCCGAGCACCAGCCGGCGCUUCAGCCCCCCCUCCAGCAGCCUGCAGCCCGGCAAGAUGAGCGACGUGAGCCCGGUGGUAGCUGCGCAGCAGCAACAGCAGCAGCAACAGCAGCACCAGCAGCAGCAGCAGCAGCAGCAGCAGCAGCAGGAGGCGGCCGCAGCGGCGGCGGCGGCGGCGGCGGCAGCAGCAGCGGCAGCGGCAGUGCCCCGGUUGAGGCCGCCGCACGACAAUCGCACCAUGGUGGAGAUCAUCGCCGACCACCCGGCCGAACUGGUCCGCACCGACAGCCCCAACUUCCUGUGCUCUGUGCUGCCCUCGCACUGGCGGUGCAACAAGACCCUGCCCGUGGCCUUCAAGGUGGUAGCCCUCGGAGAGGUACCAGAUGGGACUGUGGUUACUGUCAUGGCGGGGAAUGAUGAGAACUAUUCUGCUGAGCUCCGAAAUGCCUCUGCUGUCAUGAAAAACCAAGUAGCAAGGUUCAACGAUCUGAGAUUCGUGGGCCGGAGUGGACGAGGCAAGAGUUUCACCUUGACCAUAACGGUCUUCACAAACCCUCCCCAAGUGGCCACUUAUCACAGAGCUAUUAAAGUGACAGUGGACGGUCCCCGGGAGCCAAGAAGGCACAGACAGAAGCUUGAUGACUCUAAACCUAGUUUGUUCUCUGACCGCCUCAGUGAUUUAGGGCGCAUCCCUCAUCCCAGUAUGAGAGUAGGUGUCCCGCCUCAGAACCCACGGCCCUCCCUGAACUCUGCACCAAGUCCUUUUAAUCCACAAGGACAGAGUCAGAUUACAGAUCCCAGGCAGGCCCAGUCUUCCCCGCCGUGGUCCUACGACCAGUCCUACCCCUCAUACCUGAGCCAGAUGACGUCCCCAUCCAUCCACUCCACCACGCCGUUGUCUUCCACACGGGGCACUGGGCUACCCGCCAUCACCGACGUGCCCAGGCGCAUUUCAGAUGACGAUACUGCCACCUCUGACUUCUGCCUCUGGCCUUCCUCUCUCAGCAAGAAGAGCCAGGCAGGUGCUUCAGAACUGGGCCCUUUUUCAGACCCCAGGCAGUUCCCAAGCAUUUCAUCCCUCACUGAGAACCGCUUCUCCAACCCACGAAUGCACUACCCAGCCACCUUUACUUAUACCCCGCCAGUCACGUCAGGCAUGUCCCUCGGCAUGUCCGCCACCACCCACUACCACACCUACCUGCCACCACCCUACCCCGGCUCUUCCCAAAGCCAGAGUGGACCCUUCCAGACCAGCAGCACUCCAUAUCUCUACUAUGGCACUUCGUCAGCGUCCUAUCAGUUCCCCAUGGUACCGGGAGGGGACCGGUCUCCUUCCAGAAUGCUUCCGCCAUGCACCACCACCUCGAAUGGCAGCACGCUAUUAAAUCCAAAUUUGCCUAACCAGAAUGAUGGUGUUGACGCUGAUGGAAGCCACAGCAGUUCCCCAACUGUUUUGAAUUCUAGUGGCAGAAUGGAUGAAUCUGUUUGGCGACCAUAUUGAAAUUCCUCAGCUGUGGCCCAGCGGCAUCCAGGGGCCACAUCCCACAUGUGUUAAUAUAUACAUAUAUAAAGAGAGUGCAUAUAUAUGUAUAUUGAUUAGCUAUCUAGAAGAUUUCUCAUUCACUCCCUAGUCAUGAUCUUGCAACCCUAAGAGGGUAGAGACAAUCAUAACUGGGUCUCAUUCUGUUUACUAUUUAAGAUGUCCCUUUUACCAAGGAACAAAUGGUCAAAGGUGUUGUCUGGUCUGUUUUCAUCAGUAACUUGUUCCUAUGCCAAUUCAGAGAGGUGGACUCCGGGUUCAGGAGGAAGAAGAGCCAAGCCACUUCCUCCCUGUACUCUGAAACCGCACGCUUCGGCUGUGUGGAGGCCAGUGCACUCUGCAGACCAGCUUACAAAGCCAGUGUGGUGCACUCAGGAAGGGACGAGAGGUAGCAUGGAGGCCGCCACCGCCGCCGCGUCCAGUGCUGUCCCUUCUGAUACCUGCCCCCAAGUUUGCCUGCAGACUUGCUGCAGGUACUCGUUUGAACUUUUGAGUUCACUUAUUAUUUUUUUUCCUACUCUAAGAAAGUGACUUCAGAAAUACUGAUCAGGAUAGAUUAUUUUAUUUUACUUUUUUAUAGUUCCCUCACGUCCCCCAUUUAACCAAAAAGAAAUCCUCCCAACUACCCUCUCCUCUCCUUCUCCCUCUAUGCAAAACUGAAGAUGGCAAUACCUUAUUAUAGCCAUAAUGAUAUAGUGUUUGAGUUGGCUGUGUGUUAUUUGUUUUUCUUUUUUUUAAAUUAUGAAUAUGUGUAAAAUCUGAGGUAACUUGCUAACGUGAAUGGUCAUAUAACUUUAAAGAUAUAUUUAUAAUUAUUUAAUGACAUUUGGACCUUUGGAACAUUUCUUAGUGUAAUGAUAUGUUGACUUCGGUCUCUAAAAGUGCCUUUUCUUAAAUAACAAAUUUAUUCAGUGGGCUAGAGCCAUAUCUGAAAUAUUGCUAAGCAAUUUCAAUUCCUUCAGGCACAAUGUGAUUUUUGAAGAUAAUUUCCACCUCCAAAUAUUUUAGUUGUAGUUUGUUUUUGUGAUGUAUGAAGGGAAUGCUAUAUUUCAUUCUUUCAGGUCUUUGCCUCUGACACAGCUUUUUGCCUUUUAAAGCAAUAAUUAGGGAUUAAAAAAACAAAAACAAAACAACCAUGGCCCCGGAGCCCUUUAACACUUCAUGUGGCCCCUUUACCAGCAUGAAAUGCUGGAGACAUGUGGUUUCCUAAUUUCCUUCUCUUUGGGGUGGGGAUGGUGGUGGCAUGGUCAUUAUGGCUCUUGUCAUAUUAAAAGGCUAAGCACAAGUGAAUAACUGCAGAAACGUGUUCUGUGGUCUCGGAGUUAAGCAAAACUGUAAAUCGCAGGCUUCCUAGUUGAGGACCUAGUCAGCUGAAAGCCACAUGUGUGGUAAGGGCUCAAUCACAACAUGUAUAGUGUAGGGAAGCACAGACACACCAGGACCUUGCACCUACCAGCCUUACCACACAGUCAUUCAGGGGAACCCCAAGUGCCUUACCCAAGGAGGGCCCCCCAGCAGCUUUCCAAGGAGCAGAACAAAGUCACUGUCCUAGGGGAGCUGGUCAGCUGAAUAGCGACCAGUAGCUGAUGUCAGUAGACACAGUCUGAGGGGACCUCCACAAAUCCUUCCAUAUUAUGGGCUCCCACUAGGGAGGGUCAAGAGCAGGGAAGGCCAUGUACCAAUUGGCUUUUGCCAAGGUGUGAAUUUGAGAUCCAGCCCGCCCAGAGGAUGCACUUUCAUUGUUCCAGGCGCCUUGUGGCCAAUCCCUGAGUGUGAAUCCUUAAUCCAACCCAGGGACCUUUCAAGGACACCAGGCAAAUUCUUCACAGGUGGUGGUGGGUGGGGUGGGGUGGGGGCCACCUUCAUUUCAAUCCUGAGUCAUCCUAAGGAGAGCUCUGCAGACAUUUGUCCCGGGCCUCUAGCCUCCCGCUGCUCUCUGUUCUUUCUCAGGUUGACCUUUGUCCCAAUGUGGGACAGUCUGGGGGCAGGUGGAUCUGUGUGUGCCUCCAGUCUGGGUUUUCCUUAGCAUUCACCCUGACUCCUUCUGGUACAAAUGGGGGGGGGGGCUCCCACCAAACCAAAACACUUUGCCUUCUAAAGGUUGUAUACCAAGUAUGUUCAGCUAGAUAAGCCACUUUGUAUGUUUUAAGAUGGAAGUCGUAAUGGAUGCUAUUUAUUGUGUGUGGUAGCUUGAAGCACACCACUGUCCAUGGGUUUGUUCGAUACCUAUUUCAGCAGCACUUACAAAGGCCAGUGUCUGGUCACACUCUUCAGGUUCCAUUAGUUGACAUGAAAAUGUUAUCAUCGGUGCCAGCUGCACCCUAUUUAAUUGUUUAAAAAGGGUACUAUAUUUGUACAGUGUUUUUUAACGUUAAAGGGCUUCUUAAAGUUUACAGUACACACAGUAAGGGACUAGAGGGGAUGUGUUAGUGCCCAAAUGUUAUCACAGUGGCUGCAGGCAGCAACCCAGAAACACUUUUGAAAACAGGCUGUUUCCCUUCAUCCUCCCUUUGAGAAAAAUUCAAGUAUUUCUCUCCACCUUUCGGCCACCUCACUGGGUGACUCCCGUUACUUAGAACACAUUCUUUUCUUCUGUUUUUUGGACUAGGGUUUAAAAUCCUCUUCCUGUUCCCUUGUCUCUCAAAUGCUCCAUUUGCACUGGGUCACAUGUAUGAUUUGUGGUUUUAAGACCAAAGCAAUGUCUUAUUACUUCUGGAACCAUCUAUGUGUGCUAGCCCCCGCCCCCCCCCCACCCCAGUUCUCGAAGGAGCACAGACAUCCCUGAGAUUCAUGGUGUGAUGAUGGACACAGCUAGAUUUUAGAAUAACACUCUCCAGUUGUCUCAGAACAGGCACCAUGGUUUUCGUUGUAGGUUAGGGAAUGAGAGACCUCACAGAUUAACUACUGUUGGCUCUCUAAACUGUCUGCUCCUCUACCUAGGGACCCUUGGGAAAUAGAGAGAGAAACAUCUCCACACCAUUCGACUGUCCAUUGUAGAUUCAGAAGGGAGGAGCCAUGUUGGGGGUUCCCUCCUCUCCAAGGAAAGGGACUGACUGACCUAGAGAUAGAAAGCAUUAGCAGAAGUAAUUAUAUGCGCAGUAUUUGAGAAAAUAAUAGAAAAUAAAAGACAAUUCUUCCAAACUUUUAAUUUGUUGUUCUUAAAAAAGAUAAUGCACCUAAAACAAAGAUUUUUUUUCCUAUGUGAGAACUUUCUUAGUUGUCUGUUUACUUCAUGUUUACAAAUAAUUGUUUGUUUUUUAAUGCCUUACUUUAAAAAUAUACCAGCCAAAACCAUAACUUACAGUAAUUUCUUAGGUAUGCUGAAUAAAAUUCCAUGUCUUUUGAUAUACCUACCAUUCUUAGAUUUCUGUGGAACAACAACAAAAAAAUUGUAGCAUUUUGUGUAAAUACAGCUUUUGUUUUUAUUUUUUAUUUCUCUGAUUGCUAUUGCCCAAGAUUUGCUUUCCAUACACGUAUUGUACAAAUUCUGCUUUGUGCCACAGGUCAUGAUUGUGGAUGAGUUUACUCUGAACUUCAAAGGGACUAUUUGUAUUGUAUGUUGCAACUGUAAAUUGAAUUAUUUGGCAUUUUUCCCUCAUGAUUGUAAUAUUAAUUUGAAGUUUGAAUUUAAUUUUCAAUAAAAAGGCUUUUUUUUUGUU